GUGAAGUAAAAUAUAUAAAUUUAAAAAAAGAAAAAACAGAGACAGAGACAAAUUGUGCAGACAGCAGCGGCAAACAAACAAACAAAAUUUUAACAACAUCCGCACAUCCCCUGGCUCCUCUUGCUGCUGCUGCAGCAGCAGCAGCAGCAGCAACAGCGACAGCAGCACCAGCAGUAGCAGAACCAGCAGUAGGAGAAGCAACUGCACCUGCUGCUGCAGCAGCAGCAACAACAGCUGCAGCACCUGCUGCAGCAGCAACAGCAGCAAUAGAGGCAACAAUCGCAGCAGCAGCACCUGCUGCAGCAACACCUGCUGCAGCAACACCUGCUGCAGCAACACCUGCUGCAGCAGCAACUGCAGCAACGGAAACUGAGGCAGAAUUAACUGCAGCUGCAGCAACGGCGGCAGAGCCUGGUGCAGCAGCACCUGUUGUAGCAGCAACUGCAGCAGCAGCAGCUGCUGCAGCAGCAUCUGAAUCCGUAAUAAACGUCAACGCAGAAACCGUAGCUCAAGAAUCAACGGACGAUGCAGCACAAGGGACAGCAGCAGGAACAGCAGAGGAGGCUGCUGCAGCAGAAGCAGCAGCAGCAGCAGCUGUUGCUGCAACGGAAGCAGCAGCAGCACCUGAAAGAUGGUUUGCAGACACCAUAGAAGGAGACAGGGGAGAACCCCGGGAGCAGCAGCAGCAGCAACAUCAGCAUCAGCAGCAACAGCAGCAGCAGCAGCAGCAGGAAGCGAAGGAGCAGACUUAG
This is a messenger RNA of Eimeria acervulina, 752 nucleotides long. RefSeq lists its product as hypothetical. Lineage: Eukaryota; Apicomplexa; Conoidasida; Eucoccidiorida; Eimeriidae. The record is from RefSeq and is a predicted model, not a curated record. The annotation marks the transcript as partial. The transcript has a single exon.